AUGGCGGAGAAGGUGAUGGUGAGCAUAAGGGAGUCAACAAUGGUGAGGCCAGCCGAGGAGUCCGCGCCUCGGGGCUCCCUGUGGCUCUCCAAUUCAGACCUAGCGUUCCCACCCUUUCACACGUCCAGUGUUUACUUUUACAGAUCUAGUGGUGAGCACAACUUUUUUGACAAGGGAGUGCUCAAGCAGGCCCUCGGCAAGGCCCUUGUGCCCUUCUACCCCAUGGCCGGUCGCUUCAAGCUCAACGACCAGAACGGCCGUGUGGAGAUUGAUUGCAAUGCGGAGGGAGUGGUCUUUGUUGUAGCGGAGAGCAGCUCUGCUGUUGAUGAUUUUGGUGAUUUUGCGCCUACUCCCGAUUUCCUGACACUAAUCCCUUCAAUUGAUUACUCUGCUGGGAUAUCCUCAUAUCCGAUUUUGGCGUUACAGAUCACGUACUUCAAAUGCGGUGGUGUGUCACUUGGUGUUGGCAUGGAUCACCGCGUUGCAGAUGGAGUUUCUGGUCUCCACUUUGUAAAUACAUGGUCUGAUAUUGCUCGUGGUGAUCUCUCAAAUAUUAAACCGCCCUUCAUGGACAGGACAUUACUUCGUGCCCGAGACCCACCUCAGCCUGCAUUCCCCCACAUUGAAUACCAACCUUCUCCACAAAUGAAACCUUCUGAUAAUCUGAAAAGUACAAGUAAUAUUACUACGUCCAUUUUUAAAUUGACGAAGAAGCAGCUCAACAUCUUGAAAGACAAGUCUAAGGAAGAUGGCGGGAAUAAUAUUAAUACAAUCAACUAUAGCUCAUUUGAGAUGUUGGCAGGUCAUAUUUGGAGAUGUGCUUGCAAGGCACGUAAACUUCCGGAUGAUCAAGACACCAAACUACUCAUUGCCACCGAUGCACGGUCCAGAUUGCAACCCCCACUCCCACCUCAUUUCUUUGGCAAUGCUGUUUUCAGAACCACACCAAUUGCUGUUGCAGGGGAUCUCCAAUCGAAGCCAACAUGGUAUGCUACAAGCUUUGUUCAUGAUGCUUUGGUGCGCAUGGAUGAUGAUUAUUUUAGAUCAGUCCUUGACUAUCUUGAGCUUCAUCAUCCUUGUCUUUCUGAACUUAUUACGGGGCCUCCGUCGAUUUGUUGCCCAAAUCUUCGCAUAAACAGUUGGGCUAGGAUGCCGAUUCAUGAUGCCGAUUUUGGUUGGGGUCGACCCAUUUUCAUGGGGCCUGGUGCAAUUCCAUUUGACGGGAUGUCUUUCUUGUUACCAAGUGCAACAAAUGAUGGGAGUUUAUCACUGGUCAUUUCUCUGAAAUCCGAGGACAUGAAAUCAUUUUCCACGUUGUUCUAUGACAUAUAAUUAAGGAAAUGAGACCGUUGGAGAAAUUUGGUCAUGUUCGGAUUGAAACGCUGUCCUCUUCUUCACCUCUACGGUUGUUCAACUUUGAAGCUGUGUAUUGGUUUGUACACGUUGCUUGAUUGAGUAUUACAAGCUUUGUUUCAGAAGCCAUGAAUGUAUUGGUGCAUGUGGUGGACUUUCUGUCCACCAUGCUUGCUGUGUUUUAUUGUGAUUCUUAA
This is a messenger RNA of Prunus dulcis (almond), 1550 nucleotides long. Its product is annotated as shikimate O-hydroxycinnamoyltransferase-like. NCBI's taxonomy places the organism in Eukaryota, Viridiplantae, Streptophyta, Magnoliopsida, Rosales, Rosaceae. The record is from RefSeq and is a predicted model, not a curated record. The coding region runs from base 1 to 1332 and encodes 443 amino acids. The transcript has 2 exons. Gene Ontology annotation, molecular function: acyltransferase activity, transferring groups other than amino-acyl groups.